AUGUCUGUCCUCUCCCGCGCCGUCCAGCUUGCCUUUGUUGCACUUGGCCUCUGCCUCUUCUUCUCCAACUUGGUUGCUGCCCAGCCCAUUGCUGGCCCAUCCGUCGGUGUCUCUAUCAAGGCCGUCAAUGGUGUCUGCCGCGCCGACAAGCCAUGCGAGCUCGAAGUCACCGUCAGCAACGCCAACUCCAAGAAUCCCGCUACCAUCUUGACCUGGAACACCCCUCUUGACUCCCUCGCCGACCAGCUCGGUGUCUUCGAGGUCCGUGACACCAAGGGCGCCGUUGUUCCUCUCGACUUCAUCCAGGUCCGCCGCAUGACUCCUCCACCAGCCUCCGACCUCGUUGAGAUCAAGCCCAGCGGUUCCGUCAAGGUCAAGGUCGCCCUCAACACCCUCUCCACCGCCGAGCUCCCAGCUGGAACCAAGUACACCGUCAAGGCUACCGGCUGGUGGCAGGCCGUCUGGAACCUCCCCAAGCAGGAGGUCGUCAAGACUCACCUCCAGGAGCAGUCUGGCGCUUUCUCUGGCGACUUCAACUCCAACACCGUCCAGGUCACCAAGGUACGUCUAUCAAGCAAUAUCUGA
Messenger RNA from Nannizzia gypsea CBS 118893, 585 nucleotides. RefSeq lists its product as hypothetical. Bases 1 to 585 code for a protein of 194 amino acids. NCBI's taxonomy places the organism in Eukaryota, Fungi, Ascomycota, Eurotiomycetes, Onygenales, Arthrodermataceae. The transcript has a single exon. The record is from RefSeq and is a predicted model, not a curated record.